AUUUCAAUAAAUACCGAAGUCGAUGUACAGACGUGGCAUUAUUAGUUUUACACAUCUACUAAUAAUACUGUGGAGACUGAAAAAUAUUUCGUACAACUUCAAAAAUGACUUAUAUUGUUAAUUUAUUAUUAACGCUAUCGAUCAUCGGUGCCAUACUAUUAAUUCCUUCAAACGCGGAGGUAGAAGAACAUGAAAAUGGGAUCGAAACUCCAAAAACUAAUGAACCAAAAGCGAAUCCCAAUCACUUGCUAAUCAAUCCACACACUCCUUUUUAUUAUUUAUCAAUGGAAUCAGGCACAUUAAAAGUUGAUAAGAAAACAGACGUGUACGAAAAGUUUUAUUUAGAUGCUAUUAAUUACUACAAGAAUCCAGCUCACGAUGAUAAUGAUCGAAUAUAUAUAAAAUUAUUGAUUUUCGUUGAAAAUUACGAUAUGGACUGGAGAGAAAAAGCAAAUGCAUUCCAACUUAAAUAUUACUGGGAAGUCAUCAAUAAUUACUUUAAUGCAUUAUCUAAUGGAAAGAUUGUAGUAACCAUCGUUGGAGUUAUUUCAUUAACAGAAAGAGACGUGUUAGACACCGAUGCUAUAAUGAGCCAACGCAAAAAUAGAAAUUCUAGGCCAGAAAGUGGUUUAGAUGCACAGUUUAUUGUCAAAGAAAUAAAAAAAUUUUUGUAUAACAACAAAGCUACGUUUAAUGAAACUGAGUAUGAUAUGUUUGUGUUUAUGACACGCUCAACUUUAUCUGUUAAAAAUAAGAGGAAAUUUGAGCCUGUACAAAGUUGGGCAGGAGGACGAUUCUGUUCAUCUCAAAAUAAUGCUAACACUAUGCCUCCGGGUUUAGUUAUGGAAAAUUCAGUACAAUAUGGUUACCUCAGUACCACUCAAUCACUUGCUAAGAGCAUUGGAAUUGAUUAUGAUAAUAAACAUGGAUGUUCUGAUGGUGAUGUUAUGGGUCUUCUUCAAAAUCUUCCAGCGCGAAAUGCUACUAAUUUCGAUGAUCAAGAGAAAUUUGAUUAUAAAUGGUCCGAAUGUUCAAAAACUCAAUUAAAUACUGUUUUAAGUGAUUCCAAAUUGGCGUGUCUUCACGAGAAGCCUGGGUUUUUGAAAGCAACACCAAAACCAGAAAGUACAGAAUCAGCUUAAUAAUGAAACAAAUUGGAAGUGAAAAAAAAUCAUUGCAAAUUCUGCUUUAGUUUUUAAAUAAUUUUCAGAAAAAAGAAUCUGAUGUAUCUUAAAUAAAAAAACAAAAUUAUUACAAUAAAAUCAAUGUAAUUUCAAAUA
Messenger RNA from Microplitis demolitor, 1280 nucleotides. RefSeq lists its product as uncharacterized. Gene Ontology annotation, molecular function: metalloendopeptidase activity. The transcript has 9 exons. NCBI's taxonomy places the organism in Eukaryota, Metazoa, Arthropoda, Insecta, Hymenoptera, Braconidae. Gene Ontology annotation, biological process: proteolysis. The record is from RefSeq and is a predicted model, not a curated record. The coding region runs from base 105 to 1142 and encodes 345 amino acids.